Manduca sexta (tobacco hornworm) is the source of this 1229-nucleotide messenger RNA. RefSeq lists its product as uncharacterized. The coding region runs from base 15 to 1229 and encodes 404 amino acids. NCBI's taxonomy places the organism in Eukaryota, Metazoa, Arthropoda, Insecta, Lepidoptera, Sphingidae. The record is from RefSeq and is a predicted model, not a curated record. Gene Ontology annotation, biological process: sensory perception of taste. Gene Ontology annotation, cellular component: membrane. The transcript is spliced from 4 exons.
CUUCACCAACCAAAAUGCUAUCGCGAUUUAGAAAUUCUUUAAUAUUUGCGCCAAAACAAGAGAAUAAAAUCAAUUUAAACGAUACAUUGAAGCCACUCUGCAUCCUGUUGUCUAUAGUUGGACUGUUUCCAUACAACUUGAAGUUUCGGAAUCAAAGUUUUGUUAUUAUCAACAAAUCUGUUUAUUUAAACUUGUUGUGCGCUGUUUCGUUUUGUUUAGUAUUAUGCUCAUCUGCAUUCAUGCAUCUCCAGCAUAUUUAUAUAACACAUGAAAGCAACCCAAUGAUGGAUGUGUUUAUGACACAGAUAAAUUACAUAUUUGAGAUGUUUACGUUGAUUUUAUUUUGCAUCGUAGCAUACGUUUGCACAUUUUUGAAUCGUUCGAAAUUUGUAAAUAUCUUAAAUAAAUUUGCGAAGUGGACAGAUGGUCAACAUAGCGGGAGUUAUAAAAUACUUAAUGCUAUACAACCUAAAGUCAGGACCGUCAUGAUAUCUAUAACAUGCCUGUACAUAAUAGAAAUCAUGAUAAACGGCACACGGGCAGACACCCCUUGGAAAAUUACCUUAUGCCAUUUUUCUCUUGAUUUGCCUCAAACACUACAAUUCCUAAGCAUAGGUUUUUACUACGUAUUAGUGUGCAUGUUGGGUGCAAUUAUAUCUAGUAUAACUGACCACGUCAAGGCGCUAACCAAAAAACAACCCGUCUCGCAUUGUUAUAUGAAUGUAGAUUGUAAAGCAUCGUUGACUUUAAAACAAUUAGAAGCAACUUAUAUUGAAGUAUACGAAGUUAAACAAGGAAUAAUUAAGAUUUUUCAAGCUUCGAUACUUGUUACCACAGUGCAAAGUUUCCACGGCAUUGUGAGUGAGAUGCAUAGAGUAUACCACGGCUUGGUUCAAAACACCUUUUCUUUGCAUGAAACCGUCAAUUGCUCAAUUUGGUGCUUAUAUCAAAUUAUGAAAAUAUACAUCUUGUCCAACUGUGGAAAUCAUUUGAAAGAUAAGAUCUUAAAGCUGGGACAAGCACUGUAUAAUAUUCCUACACAGAAGCAUGAUAUGAAAUUGUUGGCCGAGAUUCAACAUUUUUCAACACUCAUGAAUUAUUAUGGUGGCGAUCUGACGGUUUAUGGAUUAUUUUCUAUAGAUUCAACUUUAGUAUUUAAGGUGGUCGCUUCAGCAAUAAUGUACUUCAUAGUAUUAGUACAAUUGGAUGAGAAAAAGAUAACACCCUAA